AUGCUCAUGUGUCGUGUGGUUUUAAUGACUCUGGCAGUCUACUUGUCCGCCGUGCAAGGUCGCAGAGUAUGUCACCCAACCAAUACAACUAUAUCAGCCGAGAAAGAGGACUGUCCAAUGUGCAUCACCCUUACCACCACCAUCUGCAGUGGUUAUUGUGAGACCAAGGAAUUUGUACUCAAGACACCCCUUUCCACAUUGAGGCAGAAAGUUUGUACCUACAAAGAAAUUCGAUACGAGACCAUCAAACUGCCCAACUGCCUGCCGACCACUGAUCCAUUCUUUACGUAUCCCGUGGCUGUGAGCUGCGACUGCGGUUCGUGCAAAAUGGACUACAGCGACUGCACAGUUCAAAGCAUAGGGCCAGCCUUCUGUACUAGCAACGCCAUACUCAUAUAACCUGCUUCACAAAGAAGAAGUCCAGAAACACAGCCUGCUCCCUCUAACGUGCUUUGUCUGGCACUGAAAUAUUAAUGUGUUGUAUAUGUUAUUUUUUGAACUGUUGUUGAGCAGGGCUGCUCACUGCGAAGGGAACACUGCACGUUCUUGGGUUUGUUGUAAUUUA
This is a messenger RNA of Pelobates fuscus (common spadefoot toad), 565 nucleotides long. RefSeq names its product lutropin subunit beta-like. The transcript is spliced from 2 exons. Gene Ontology annotation, cellular component: cytoplasm; extracellular region. Gene Ontology annotation, biological process: G protein-coupled receptor signaling pathway. NCBI's taxonomy places the organism in Eukaryota, Metazoa, Chordata, Amphibia, Anura, Pelobatidae. Gene Ontology annotation, molecular function: hormone activity. The record is from RefSeq and is a predicted model, not a curated record. The coding region runs from base 1 to 399 and encodes 132 amino acids.